AUGAGUUCAGUACCACCAAACGAAAAAAUAAAGGAGGUUGAGUCAAUCAAUAACAAUGAUAAAUCAUUGGAAGCAGAAGAAGUACCUGCACAAACAAUAAAUGAAACAAAAGAAACAGAUGACUCGAAUAAAAGAACUACAGCCAAGGAGGAUGAAUAUUUAAAUAACAACAAUUCUAAUAAUGAAGAAGAUGUUGAUAAUGAUGAAUCACUAGGGAAUGAAGAUAAUGAAAACGAUAACGAACUAUCUAAUAAUCCAGAGGUUGAUUACCAAGAAAAAGAAUUGACAGCAGAAAACUUGGAUGAAAAACAGAUUGAAGAAAUGAAAAAAUUAGGAGCUCAUCAAGAAAGAGAAGUACCGAAUGAUCAAGAAUCUGAAUCAUUGACUCAUUUAAAUGCGGAGAAAAUGAAUAAUAAAGAUAGAUUUGAAAAACAAUUGUCAGAACUACCAGGUAAUGAUUCCUUUAAAGAUAAAAAAUCAAAAGAAGAUAAUAUAAUUGAACAGGAUAAUGAAGUAGAAGAAGAUGAUAAAGUAGAUGCAAAUAAUAAAGAAGAAGAUGAAGGAAUGAGUAUUAAAGAGCAAGAUGACAAGGACAAUUCAAAUUAUUCAAGAAAUCAAAGGCAACAUGCAGAUGCUGUUGUUGAAGAACAGUUACCUUCUAUUCCUUCGGAUCAAGUACCUAUAGAUGUGCCAUUUAAAGAUAAAGGAAAUUUUAUUGAAAGAACCUCCAAGGCUUCUAUAUUUUCAGAUCAAGAGAAAUCAAACGAUGACGAAAGGGAGGGAGAUAAGGAACAAGAAUUUGAUACCAACAAUAACGGAUCUUCUUCUGAAAAGUUGGAUGAUUUUGACAAUAGUGAAAAUGCUGACACAUCUGAAAAGAAAGAUGAAGAACAUGACUCCCUAGAAAAUGGUUCCAAAAAUGAUUUAUCAGAUAAUAAUGAUAUCGACCCAACAGCUCCAGAUCAAGAUAAUUCUCAAGAUGAUAUGGAUGUAGAUAUACCGACAGAGACUAACGAUAUUGCAUUUGCUACAGGUGAAGGAAAUAAAGAAUACGACGUUGAAGAAAAGAAUCAAGAACAAGGAGAGGAAGAAAUGUUAUCAUAUGCCCAAGUAGAUGAUCCUGCAUUUGACGCUGAUUUUAAUGUUGAAGAAUAUGAUAAAUCAGCUGAUGAUUUUGACGCGUCUUUACUAGAAACUGAAAAUGACAAAUCAAAAGACGAAGAUUUUGAAAUGCAAGAUGUUGAAGUAGAUGAUAUAAGUAAACCUGAAGAACCUAAGACCGAAUCAAAAAUUUCAAAUAAAUCUAAAAUUGGACCUGCAAAACCUGAGAUUCCAAAAGUAGAGCCAGCAACCAAUUCGACUGCAGCAUCAGAAGAAGCAACAACCGCCCCUUCUAAUACCGAACAAGAGGAAGAUGUAGAUUUGGAAGAUAUAAUAGAAGAUGAAGAAGAUGAACCUAUAAAAGCUACAACAAAAUAUAAACAAACACACCUUGUAAUUAUUCCUUCAUAUGCAAGUUGGUUUAAUAUGAAAAAAAUUCAUAAAAUUGAAAAAGAAUCAUUACCAGAAUUUUUUAAUUCAACUCAUCCUUCGAAAUCACCAAAAUUAUAUGCAAAUUAUAGAAAUUUUAUGAUAAAUGCUUACAGAUUAAACCCAAAUGAAUUUUUAACUUUAACUUCAUGUCGUCGAAAUUUAGUUGGUGAUGUAGGUACGUUAAUGAGAGUUCAUCGUUUUUUAAAUAAAUGGGGUUUAAUAAAUUAUCAAGUAAAACCUCAUUUCAAACCAGGUUAUGCAUUUGAAAAAAUGCCGAAUGGUCUGCUGGUUGAUUUACCAUAUACUGGAGAUUAUCAUGUCAAGUAUGAUUCACCAAGAGGUCUAUUUCCAUUUGAUACUUCCAGAAUUCCACCAGAAAAAAUUGAUGUUGGAAAAUUGAAAAAAUUAAUUGCUUCAUCAGAUUUACCAGGUUCAGCAGGUCUUGAAAAUGGAAUAAACGAAAGAGGUAAUAAGAAAAGACAACUCUCAAUAGAGCAUUCAAAUUUAAAAGAGGAACCACCACAUAAAAGGAAACAUAAAGAUGAUAAUGAUGGAUGGACCAAAGAAGAAUCUGAUAAUUUAAUAAAUGCGGUUCACAAAUAUAAGAAUGACUGGUAUCAAAUAGCAUCAGCAGUAGGAGGAAAUAAAACUCCACAACAAUGUGUCUUGAAGUUUUUAAAAUUACCAAUUGAAGAUCAAUUCAACCCAAUUAGGGAUUCCGAUAAAGAAGAUAUUAAAUUGUUAAAAUAUGCAUCUAAUUAUCCAAUCAAUACAAUAGAUAAUCCAGUACUCGCGAAUCUAGUAUUUAUGACAAGAAUAGUUGAUAGUGGGGUUGCUAAAGCAGCAAGUGAAGCCGCAAAAAAAGCAAUGGAUGAAUCAAUGAAAAAAAAACUUGUUGAGGUAUAUGGUGAAAGUAAAGUUGAAGAAAAUGAAGAAUCUACAAAGCAGAAAGGUGAAAUAAAACCAGAUACAACCAAAGAUAAAGAAGAAGAAACUGAACAACAAAACGGAUCAAUUGAAAAAGAAGAAUCCACAAACAAAGAAACAAAAGAAGCAAUUGCAACAACAUUUGGUAUAGUUGGGGCAAGAAGUCACUUGUUCUCAAGUUAUGAAGAAAGGGAGUUACAUAAAAUUAGUAUGAGUAUAAUUAAUCAUGAAUUACAGAAAUGUGAAACUAAACUAGCAAAAAUUGAAGAAUUGGAGAAAAUUUAUGAAAGAGAAAGACAAAAUUUGUCAAAACAACAGGAAGAAACUUUCACUGAUAGAUUAUCCUUAACAAGAUCAACAAUUGAUGUAAUUAAAAAGUUAGAAGAAGCUUGUUCAUUAUUAGAAAAUAACGAUCAAUCAACAAAACAAAAAGAACUCUCAAAACUCAUAUCUGAUGCAAGAUCCUUAUUAUAUAAACCCGUCAAACAAUCAUUAGAAGCAGUAGGAAAUAAAGAAAAUAAUCAACAAGAACAAUUGAAUAAUCGUGAAAAGUCAUCAAAUCAACUUGGAGAUGAUGUAAGUAAUGAUGGUUCAAAUAUCAGUGAAGGUAAACUGGUUGAUGAUUUUGCUAAAAUUGAUGAUUAUAAACCAUUAUCUUUAAUUUCUCCACAAACUUUUAAAAUUUGGGCUCCUUAA
This is a messenger RNA of Lodderomyces jiufengensis, 3156 nucleotides long. RefSeq lists its product as uncharacterized. Gene Ontology annotation, cellular component: SWI/SNF complex. NCBI's taxonomy places the organism in Eukaryota, Fungi, Ascomycota, Pichiomycetes, Serinales, Debaryomycetaceae. The transcript has a single exon. Gene Ontology annotation, biological process: positive regulation of DNA-templated transcription. Gene Ontology annotation, molecular function: DNA binding; histone binding. The coding region runs from base 1 to 3156 and encodes 1051 amino acids. The record is from RefSeq and is a predicted model, not a curated record.